Amphiprion ocellaris (clown anemonefish) is the source of this 2903-nucleotide messenger RNA. It is a transcript of the gene ggt1b, whose product is annotated as gamma-glutamyltransferase 1b. Gene Ontology annotation, molecular function: glutathione gamma-glutamate hydrolase. NCBI's taxonomy places the organism in Eukaryota, Metazoa, Chordata, Actinopteri, Pomacentridae. The coding region runs from base 228 to 1946 and encodes 572 amino acids. The transcript is spliced from 13 exons. Gene Ontology annotation, biological process: glutathione catabolic process; regulation of inflammatory response; peptide modification. Gene Ontology annotation, cellular component: plasma membrane. The record is from RefSeq and is a predicted model, not a curated record.
GAAUGAUUGUUGUCUCGAGUUGUGCUGUUUUUCUCCGCAUCUUUCACCUCCCGACGUCAACACAAGUUACAGGUUUUAUGGCGGUGUGGGUUAAAGUUUAAUGACUUUGUGAUAGUAAGCCUAUUACCUAUCAACUGCAGCAGACUCGCACAGCGAACAACCUGCUGCAUGGGCCCCGAGAGGAAUCAAGGAUUAAAUAAAUUGUUUAUAGAUCUCCAGCUGCAAAAAUGGUCAGGAAGACAGUAGUGGUAGCGCUGAUGCUGCUGCUGAUGGCGGCCGUUGCCACAUUUCUGGGCGUCUUCUACGGUAUGCCGAAGAGGAAGCCCCCAGGUGAGCAUGUGUACCUGAAGGCAGCCGUGGCAGCAGACGCUGGGCCGUGCUCAGAGAUUGGCAGAGACAUGCUGUUGAAAGGAGGGUCUGCAGUGGAUGCCUCUAUAGCUGCUUUUUUGUGUGUCGGAUUAAUGAACGCUCACAGCAUGGGCAUAGGAGGAGGGCUUUUCUUCAACAUCUAUAACGCAGAAACUGGGAAAGUUGAGACCAUUGAUGCCAGGGAGAAGGCACCACGCAAUGCAACGGAGAACAUGUUUGGCAACAGCACAGAGUUAGCCCAAAAAGGAGGGUUGUCCAUUGCUGUACCAGGGGAGAUUCGAGGUUACCAGAUGGCGCACCAACGACACGGUAAACUGCCUUGGAAAGACUUGUUCGGGCCGAGCAUUGAACUUGCAGAGAAAGGAUUUCCUCUGGGCAGGGCACUGGCCAAGGCUGUGUCCCAAAACAAGAAAACCAUCCUAAAUGACGAAGCCCUUUGUGAAGUGUUUUGUGGGAACAACGGCGACGUCCUAAAAGAAAAUGAAACCGUCAAAUUUACCAAACUAGCAGCGACCUACAGGAAGAUAGCCGAGGAGGGUCCUGAUGCUUUCUACACGGGAGAACUGGCUCAGAACCUGGUGGCUGACAUUCAGGCAGCAGGCGGCAUCAUCACAAUGGAGGAUCUGAAGGAUUAUGCGGUUGUCUUGGAUGAGGAGCCUCUAAGGGUGAAUGUGGGGGAGUACACCAUGGCUGUUCCCAAUGCCCCUGCUAGCGGCCCUGUGCUAACGCUGAUAUUAAACAUCUUGAAUGGGUACAACUUCAACUCAGAUAGUGUGGCGAGCACUGAGAAAAAGAUCCUGACCUACCAUCGCAUCGUGGAGGCCUUUCGUUUUGCUUAUGCAAAGAGAACCCUGCUUGGAGAUCCGAAGUUUCUCAACAUUACAGAUCUCAUCAAGAACAUGACAUCAAGUGUCUACGCUGAUGACCUCCAUGAUAAGAUCACUGACAGCACCACACACCACAUGAACUACUACGAGCCGGAGUUUUACAUGCGUGAAAAUCACGGGACGUCACACCUGUCUGUGGUAGCAAAAGAUGGAAGCGCUGUGGCCGCCACCAGCACCAUCAACCGAUAUUUGGGCUCCAAAGUCAUGUCAAAGUCAACAGGGAUAAUUCUCAACAAUGAGAUGGACGACUUCAGCUCCCCCCUCAUCACAAAUAGCUUCGGCGUUCCUCCUUCACCGAACAACUUCAUCAGGCCAGGGAAAAGGCCGAUGUCUUCCAUGUGUCCAACCAUCAUUUUUGACAAAAACAACCAAGUUAAGAUGGUGGUUGGAGGUUCAGGAGGGACAAAGAUCACUACUUCUAUAGCUCAGGUGAUUCUGAACGUGCUCUUCUUUAACUACGACCUGGAAAAAGCCGUGUCAGAUCCGAGGUUUCACAACCAGCUGAGUCCCAACACCACUUUGGCAGAGCCUGGGUUUGACAAAAAUGUCUUGGAGGGUUUGGCAAGUAAGAAUCACACGACGGCGUUCUUGAGAUCAACAGGAGCCGUGGUUCAGGCGGUGCUUCGUCAUGGUGACUGGCUGUACGCUCAGUCAGAUCCUCGCAAGUGGGCGUACGCAGCGGGAUACUGAGAUCAUAAACACUGGGAGACUGCAGAAACCGUCUGAACCUUGACUCCAUUACUCCACCUGAGAGAUUAGAAACUAAAUAAAGAUCCAGCAGCCGUCGUCAACUCGUCCUGGGCACCAGUUGUUCUAUUCUUUAGCUACAAUAAUGGUCAUGUGCUUGGUGCCACAGCUGAUUGUAAUGUCUACUGAAUUCAAGUCACAUUAUUUAAUGUCUCUAACUAAUUUUCAAGAUAUUUCAUGUUGUUUUAAGUGAUAGCUUUACUGUUAUUUUUAAAGAAGAAAAAGAGAAAAAAAGAUAUGUGUAAAUGUUAAAUUCUUUACCUACUGAUGAAACAGUCAUAAAAGUACAUAAAUCCUCUAUUUAUGUAGCAUUUUUGUAAAUCAUUAACAGUGUAAAGCUAUUCUGUAUCACUGUUUUCCAGUAAAUAUCUGAUAAGUUUUAUCUACAGUACUUACUAAUGACUGAAUUCUGAAUUAAGGGAAAUAUUAAUAGACAAAGUGAAGCAAAACUGAGAGAGUGAACUCCUGUGUACUUUCAGUCCUUUAAAACUUUUAUAUACUGUAGGCAGAGUGUUGAUAUGAGGUGACGGAGAGAUCAGGCAGGAGCUGCAGUUAAAAUGAAGGACUGUAACACCUCAGUGUCAAACAGUCCCACAGAAUAUAUAUAAUGACUUGCAGUAAUUUUCCCACAGCCCAGAGUGCAACAGCCUGUAAUGACCUCAUAACAACAUUACAGCUGUUGCAGCCUACAGUCACCGCUGGGAUUCAGGGCUUCUCUUCUAUCAGCCGCAAUGUAAAUGACUUGCAUUAUUUCUAAACAAGUGUAAAGUUAUAUAUCAGGGCUUUGCUCCAGAUGACUGGUUCAUAUGUGAUACAAACAAUGUUCUGAUACAAAGUGGUUUAAUAUUCAUGACACUUACUGGAUGUAUAUUUAUUUAAAAAUAAAUAUAUUACAAUCUC